Molecule: messenger RNA, 1387 nt
Organism: Solanum tuberosum (potato)
Lineage: Eukaryota; Viridiplantae; Streptophyta; Magnoliopsida; Solanales; Solanaceae
Product: dehydrodolichyl diphosphate synthase 6
Exons: 2
Coding region: 201-1064 (287 amino acids)
Biological process (GO): polyprenol biosynthetic process
Cellular component (GO): endoplasmic reticulum
Molecular function (GO): ditrans,polycis-polyprenyl diphosphate synthase [(2E,6E)-farnesyl diphosphate specific] activity
Source: RefSeq, a predicted model, not a curated record
UAAACCCUUGAUUUUGUUCUGUUUGCAUUGUGGUCAAAGGAGAGAUCUAUCUCUAAACUACCUGUGUUAGAGGAGAGACGGGGAAGGGUCUGCCGCCGACCUCUCUUUGAUUCCUCAAACAUCAUCGGCCGCACUAUUUUCUGAUCACUAUUCAAAAGGUUGAUCUUGGUGCUUGAUCAAGCAUUAGUUCGAGCGUUGAUAUGGUAGGUGUAAACGGAAACAAAGUGGGGCAUCUAUUUGAAAAUAUUAGCAGCUUUGUUCGUCAAUGUAUAUUUUCUGUACUUAAUGUGGGUCCUGUUCCUAGUCACAUUGCUUUCAUUAUGGACGGAAAUCGUAGAUAUUCUAAGAAACAGAACUUGAUUGAUGGGAAUGGACACAGAGCUGGAUUUUCAGCUCUUAUCAAUAUGCUGAAAUAUUGUUACGAGCUUGGUGUAAAAUACAUAACAGUUUAUGCCUUCAGCAUUGAUAACUUCAAGCGAAGGCCUGAAGAAGUUGUAUCGCUAAUGAAACUGAUGCAGGAAAAGAUUGAUGAAUUAACAAAAGAGGAGAGCAUUGUAAACCGCCUUGGGAUUAGGAUUUACUUUCAAGGAAACCUUAAACUUCUGAGUGACCACGUCAGGUCAGCAGCUGAGAGGGCUAUGGUAAAGACAUCAGGUAAUUCAAAAGCUAUAUUGUCUAUUUGUGUUGCCUACACAUCAACAGAUGAGAUUGUGCAUGCUGUUCAAGAAUCUUGUGAAGAAAAAUGGGAUGAGAUUAGAAAAAAUAAUGAUGGAGGCAAUUUAAUUAGACUCGAAGAAAAUGUGAAGGACAAGGAUGAGCACCGGAUUGGUGUAACAAAUGUUGACAGACAUAUGUACAUGUCAGUUUGUCCUGAUCCAGACAUUAUUAUACGGACUUCUGGAGCAGCUCGGUUAAGCAAUUUUCUUUUGUGGCAAAGUGCACACUGUCUUCUUUAUUCUCCCGCUGCACUAUGGCCUGAGAUUGGUUUGAGGCAUUUGAUUUGGGUAAUUUUAGACUUUCAGAGAAACUACUUGUAUUUGAAGGAAAAAAAGAAGCAGUCAUGAAGUAUACGUAAAAGUUCUUAAUCAACUUUUAUCCUGCUGUGAUUUUAUCUUGCUGCUCCAUUUGUUCAAUGCAGUUCUCGUCUACUGAAUAUGUAAGCAUGAAUUAGGACUUUUUUUAGUGUUCUUCUUCUGUAGAUAUAGUCAAUUAAUGGUCAAUUGGUGGUAGCAAAAUCAAACAAGUAGUGGAAGUCUGAUUGAGCUAUGUUGGAUGCGCCUUGAUAGCAAGCAGUGAAUGAAUGUAUUGUACACUAAGAUCUGGCCUUGGAAAUUGUUGUAUCAGUGAGAAGUUAAUUAUCAUGAAUCAAUUGUUUUACCCUCUUGUA